This is a messenger RNA of Branchiostoma floridae (Florida lancelet), 1577 nucleotides long. RefSeq lists its product as uncharacterized. The transcript has 2 exons. The record is from RefSeq and is a predicted model, not a curated record. The coding region runs from base 381 to 845 and encodes 154 amino acids. Lineage: Eukaryota; Metazoa; Chordata; Leptocardii; Amphioxiformes; Branchiostomatidae.
CCAACACCUGACUUUUCGCUGUACGGUAGUGUCAUAGCAACUAGGGCGGUGGUCUACAAUUGUGUGAAGGUUACGACACAUAAGCGUACACGUGAAAGAUGUCAUUAGAUUGAUUCAUCUCUGCGGUGGGUCUAAUAUGGAGCUUACAUAUGGCGUAACUCGGGGGCAACUUUGAUAUUUUCCCUGCAAAUGCAAAUGAAUGUCAUCCCAUGCCAUAGUUACCAUCGAAGAUACCGCUGUUUUUGACAAACAGAUUAGUGGCCACAGGUCAACAAUACGGUGGGGUUGUAUGCUCAAAACAUGUGACAUCCACCAUUAUAUGUCGCCAGUCACAGUAUAGGACAUCGUUUGAGAUAGACUCUACAGAACGAGUCUUAAAGAUGAUGUCCUCCACGUGCACAGUGUUCAUGUUGAUUUGUGCGUUGUCCACUUCUAGUGCACAGUUCGGCUUCGGUACUAAGCCCCCGUCUCCAUCGACGCCACUGAUAGUACUCACGACCACUGUUUCCACUCCGAAUUCGAAGUUGCCGACUACUUCAGCCGACCAGCUGACAACCACACAACAGGAAGAAACUACACUACCUGGGCUAACAACCGAAAUCGGUACCCCUGAAGCGGAGACUGCCACGGUUACAGCGCCUCCUGGUACUGAGAGUACCACGGACUACAGCAGUCCUUCUAUACAGGGGUUACAGGCAUGGGAAAUCGCUCUUAUUGCAGCCGGGGCGAGUCUGGCCGGAAUACUCGUCAUUGCAGCAGUUGGAUACGGUAUCUACAAAGCAUGUAGGAAACGUAAAAGGGCCCGAGUCGGUUCCCAGCAUGAGAUGGAGUCACAUGGAGAAUGACAGCAGAGUGGCUCCAGACAGCAGCUGUCCUCGUCUGCUUCAGGUCAAUGAACUGUACAGACAUCACUGAAUAGUACACGAUUUGAACAAAAAUAAGACGGCUACUCCAUGUCUGUAACAUGUAAUAUACGUGAUGAGGGCUUUUUAUAUGUCGAUUAGACGACGCUUUAAAUCUUACGAUUUAGUUGUUGUGCUAUAUCUUGAGUUGCUUGACAUUGUUUAGUGCCAUGUGAUGUGACGUGUUAUCUGCACGUGAUUGACAGGCAGCAAGGAGCCAUGGCUCAGCUGAGCACACAAACGUGUACUGUAUAACGCAUCAAUCAGUGGGAUUUUAAUCAGACACUCAAGUCCGAUGACUAACGGGAGGUUAAGAGCUGGAUCCCUGCCGUUAUUACACGUGGGACCAGUUGAGGAAAACUUUAAAACUUACAACACCGGUUACCGCAUCACUAGUCAUACGCUAACGGGCUCGUCAAUGAGACGUCGCCAAAAGCUUUGCGUUCAUUAUUACAAGGGCAGGGUUGCUAACUUGGUGACAGAGUAUACGCAACAUUAUAUAUAGAUAAAUACUAGAUAGAUGUGACGAAGAAUUAAUGUAAAAAUUGAUCAACUUUUCUAUAAUCAUUUAUUUUCCAAAUCACUGUACCUACUUUUGUGUGUCUAUAGUUGUAGAAGACCAUACGAAAGUACCUGUACUUUUGUUGCGACAAUAAAAAGUUAGUCUUUAUGUAA